AUGAAUCUAUCGUUUGCCGGUUGCGGUUUUCUCGGCAUCUAUCAUGUCGGCGUUGCGGUAGCAUUCAAGAAAUAUGCGCCCCAUCUACUGCUGCACCGCAUCAGUGGCGCAUCGGCCGGAGCCUUGGCCGCCUGCUGUCUGCUCUGCGAUAUGCCAUUAGGUGAAAUGACGUCGGAUUUCUUCCGCGUAGUCAACGAAGCCCGAUCACAUUCCCUUGGCCCGUUCAGCCCCCGGUUCAACAUACAGACCUGCCUGCUGGAAGGGCUACAGAAGUUUUUACCACCGGAUGCGCACGAACGUGUCAAUGGCAAGCUGCAUAUCUCCCUGACCCGUGUGUACGAUGGCAAGAACGUGAUCGUGUCGCAGUUCAAUAGCCGCGAGGAUCUGCUGCAGGCACUUCUCUGUGCGUGCUUCAUUCCGGUGUUUUCGGGCCUUUUGCCACCCCGGUUCCAUGGCGUACGAUAUAUGGACGGUGCAUUCUCCGAUAACCUUCCAACGCUGGACGAAAACACGGUAACGGUCAGCCCGUUCUGUGGCGAAAGUGACAUCUGCCCGCGUGAUAAUAGCUCGCAGAUGUUCCACGUCAAUUGGGCCAACACUAGCAUCGAGCUGUCGAAGGAAAACAUUAAUCGGUUCGGUCGCAUCCUGUUUCCACCGAAGCCGGAAAUACUGUCCUCCUUCUGUCAGCAGGGAUUCGACGAUGCGCUUAACUUUCUGCAUCGUAACAAUCUCAUCAGCUGCACCCGCUGCCUAGCCGUCCAGUCAACAUUCGUAGUCGCGGAACAACCGUCACCGAACCUGGAGGAACAGAUCCUGGAGGAGUACGAUCCCGAGUGUAGCGAAUGCAAAGAGUGUACGCAGCAUCGCAAGAAUGCUCUCGUUGGAAGCAUGCCGGACAAUGUGCUAACCGUGUUCCAGACGUACAUCGAGCAGGCAAACAAGGGUCUGAUUAAUUGGGUGUUUCGCCAUCGGGGUGGCAAACUGCUGACUGCCCUAUCACUUCCCGCCAUUCUACCGGCCGAUAUAGUGUGUGCCACGCUGACAAAAUUGGCAACAUUGGGUGUCCCUGACCGGCAGCGUUUUCUAGCGCAGCUCGAGAACCGCCUAGCGUACCGACUGAUGGGUGCGGCACCAUCGAUAGGAAAACAGAUAUGGGCGAUGAGUGAGUAUGUGCUGAAGAACUUAAACACGAUCCUGCUGAAGGUGCGACGGCGGCAGAAGCAACAACAGCUUACCGCGAACCUGCAGUGCCAGAUCGCGCUUACCGAAUACAACCAGAGCGUGGGUCAGCAGCAUCACCAGCACAGCCAUCGCAGCUCAAUCAUCGAUAUGCGAAUGGACGAUGGCAAAACCUUCAGCAAAGAAAUUACCCCGACCUACACCUCUGGACAUCAUUCGGCGAUGGGUGAUAUUGACGCGUUCGAUCACAUACUUCAAGUAUCCUCGCAUCAUGACGCAAUGUACGCUUACUAUUACAUGGACGAAGACAAUAAGGUUAAGGUAACGGAGAUAUUCGACAUGAGCGAGAGCGAUAAUCCUGCCCUGCAAACUGCCAACGAGCUUGAGGCAAACCAGCAGCUGGAGUUCGAUAACGACUGGGAAACAACACAGCCAGAUUUCCUCUAUGCCAACUCGUACGGUGGAGACAAUAUAAUUGACAUCGAAGAGUUUAUCGAUCCCAGCAUCUUUAUGACUGGCAACCAUCAUCACCUCAUGAGCGGCAACAACAAUAACAACACCGGUGGCCUCAAUACGCUGACGCAGUAUCCGAUCAAUCCGUGGGAAUGCUCGCAAGUACAAAUCGAAGAGCUGUCAACUGACUUCAACGAUCCAUCGCUGGAACCGGAAGCGGAUCAGCAGACGAGCCUCAUGUCCGAAUCAGCUACCCUGCUUCUAAGCAAGCCACCCUCAUCGUACUCAGUUGAGAUGUAA
Messenger RNA from Anopheles marshallii, 1932 nucleotides. RefSeq names its product 1-acylglycerol-3-phosphate O-acyltransferase Pnpla3-like. Bases 1 to 1932 code for a protein of 643 amino acids. Gene Ontology annotation, cellular component: membrane; cytoplasm; lipid droplet. The transcript is spliced from 9 exons. Lineage: Eukaryota; Metazoa; Arthropoda; Insecta; Diptera; Culicidae. Gene Ontology annotation, molecular function: triacylglycerol lipase activity. Gene Ontology annotation, biological process: triglyceride catabolic process; lipid homeostasis. The record is from RefSeq and is a predicted model, not a curated record.